AUGGGAGGUACAGGCAAAACUACACUUGCCGAAGCCAUUUUUUACCAUGUUUUAGAUGGUUUCCAAAGUUACUUCUUUCUUGCAAACAUGAGAGAAUCAGCUGACCAAGGACCAUUAUUUCAAUUGCGUCAGAAACUUUUUUCAACCAUAUUAGAAGAUGAAAAUUUAUAUAUCAAAACUCCCACAAUCGGAUCAGGCUUUCUUAAGGACAGGAUCUCCAGGAAUAAGGUUCUAAUAAUUUGUGAUGAUGUGUCAAAGUCAAGCCAACUCGAGUAUUUAUUCGGAGGAAACAAUCGGCUCAGCCCUGGAAGUCGAGUCAUCGUUACAGCUAGAGAUAAAAAAGUGCUUAUCCGAUAUGGCAUUGAUCUCAUUUAUAAAGUAGAGGAAUUAGAUAGAGAUGAAUCUGUUCAGCUCUUUUGUCAAUGUGCCUUCAAAAGCAAUCAUCCAGAAUAUCAGUUGGAGCUAUCAGAGAUGGUUUUAAGUUUUGUAGAAUAA
This is a messenger RNA of Gossypium raimondii (Peruvian cotton), 495 nucleotides long. RefSeq names its product disease resistance protein RPV1-like. The record is from RefSeq and is a predicted model, not a curated record. Gene Ontology annotation, molecular function: ADP binding. The transcript has a single exon. Gene Ontology annotation, biological process: defense response. Lineage: Eukaryota; Viridiplantae; Streptophyta; Magnoliopsida; Malvales; Malvaceae. Bases 1 to 495 code for a protein of 164 amino acids.